This is a messenger RNA of Galeopterus variegatus (Sunda flying lemur), 800 nucleotides long. It is a transcript of the gene DYDC1, whose product is annotated as DPY30 domain containing 1. The transcript is spliced from 7 exons. NCBI's taxonomy places the organism in Eukaryota, Metazoa, Chordata, Mammalia, Dermoptera, Cynocephalidae. The record is from RefSeq and is a predicted model, not a curated record. The coding region runs from base 213 to 746 and encodes 177 amino acids. Gene Ontology annotation, cellular component: Set1C/COMPASS complex.
UCGUUGGGCUCGGGCGGGCAGAGACGGUUCUGACGGUUGGACCCGGCGAGUGGCGUUGGACCCGGCGGCAGCGGGCGGUUGGUGAGCGGCGUCGGCCUCUCCGCGGACGCCGGUGGGAAAGCAAACCCGAGUGCCCAGGGCGGCGGUUGGCGGGUAAAUACUGCACGCCCAGCUUAAUCUGAAUUUCAGAAGUUUUUAUUUAGGAGUUAGAAAUGGAGUCAACAUAUCUUCGAAAGUGCCUUGGGACAUGUCUAACUCAAGGACUUGCAGAGGUGGCAAGAGUUCGUCCAGUGGAUCCAAUAGAAUAUUUAGCAUUGUGGAUUUACAAGUAUAAGGAAAAUGUGACCAUGCAAGAACUGCAACAAAAGGAAAUGGCCGAGUUGGAGCGUGAAAGAGAAUUAGCUCUGAUGGAGCAAGAAAUGAUGGAGAGGCCCAGAGAAAAGGAGAUCUUGUUCCAGCAGGAACAGCUGGCGUUCCAGCUGGAGGCGGAAAUGCAAGAAAAAGAGAAACAGAGAAUAGAAGAAUUACAAAGAGCUCAAGAACAAUUAAAGAAGCAGAUGAGAAUGAAUAUAGAAAAUAUAGCUAAGAGUGAAGAUACUUUACAUUCAGAGGAAUCAUCAGUAGACUCAGGCAAAACACUAGCUGAAAUUAGUGAUAGGUAUGGAGCGCCUAACUUGAGCAGAGUGGAAGAACUUGAUGAACCAAUGUUAUCUGAUGUUGCAUUAAACAUUGAUCAAGAUUUGUAGGAUCAACCUAAGGGCAAUAAAUAAACUUUUCUGCUUGUUUCAAGUUUCAAAUCA